Molecule: messenger RNA, 2073 nt
Organism: Opisthorchis viverrini
Lineage: Eukaryota; Metazoa; Platyhelminthes; Trematoda; Opisthorchiida; Opisthorchiidae
Exons: 12
Coding region: 1-2073 (690 amino acids)
Biological process (GO): negative regulation of transcription by RNA polymerase II
Cellular component (GO): nucleoplasm
Molecular function (GO): transcription corepressor activity; histone deacetylase binding
Source: RefSeq, a predicted model, not a curated record
AUGGGCACCGCGGAAUUUCUUCCGGUUAUCCCAAAUUGGCUGAGCGUUCGAGGCUGUAAGCAACUUAGAAUACUUACGACUGUUUCUGUCCCUCUCUGGACCGCUAAUAUGAGUGAAAAACCGUCGUCUGAUACUGCCAGUGACAGCGAUUUCGAUGAACAGGAUCUCACUGCCGAUGAAGAUGACGAUGAUAGCAUUGCAGCAGAUGAAGAUGCAGCUGAUGAGGAAGAAAUCAAUAGUUUGGUCAAAGAGAGCGAAAUGUCUCUAGAAGAGUUAUUGGCUUCCUACGGGGUAUCCGCAUCAGAAAUGGCUGCUCGGUCAGCUGCGGCACAAGCAUCUUCGUCAUCAACCACUCGGUCAAGUCGUCUGCGAUCAGCUCGCCAGACUAAACCUUCCCCUCCUCACGCUCCUUCACUUGCUCAACAAGAGGAGGAACUCAAAGUUGUCACAGACAUCGUACCCAACAAACGGAUCCGUCGUUCAACCAAUCCCAGUUCACCAUCUGUUCCCCUGUCUGUUGAUCAGGAAUCCCAUUAUUCUGUCCCACUCAGUCCUAGACUCUCUCCAGGCCAACACCUGAAUGAGGACGCCAAAACGCAUUCCACAGCACACGACCAUCCGAAUACUUCUUCGGAGUCUGCCGCGGAUCUGGACCCUACAACUGGUUCUCUCUCGCAGCCCGAACAGCCUCCGUCCGGCCUGUCCAACCCAGCUGGUCGCAAAAGGCACCUAGCCAGCAGUUUAACACUGAUGCCGGACGAACAGAACGAACACGAAAUCGGUCACACUUCCAGAACGGUACAAAAUGAAGACGUUUCCAUGGUCACAAGGGUGGACCGUCCACUUUCUCAACCCCAUACUGAUCCUGACUCAGAAGAAGAGGAGGUAGGCCGUGCGGCCGACAGUACUUCGUUGAGAGAUGAGGGGGACGGCAGAAGCAGAGACAGUGACCAUGAUGAGACAUUUUCCUUGAGAUUUUGGAAGAAGGCAAUCGGAGCCGGAGAAUCUCCUCCCUCCUAUAACUCGGAGGAAGACGAAGAUUAUGCUCCGAGUGUGGAGAGCGGUCCAGAUUGGAGAGGAGAAAUUCGUGUUGGUGAUGAAUAUCAAGCCUGUGUGGCUCCUUCCUUAUCGAAUUCAUCUGCUGAUCCCACAUCCGACUUGUGGGAUACGCGCCGGUUCGAGAAUGAAUCCAGUCGCCUUUGGCAGCCGGACAAACUUCCCGAGGCGGAUGUUAUACAUUUUGAACAACUGUUCGCUCAGACGGCUAUGUGUCCCGUGCCGAACGAUCGAACGGUCGACGACGAAGAAGCCCUGUUUCUCUUGAUGCGGUGCAACUAUGAUCCAGAUGAAGCCCUGCAGCGACUUCGGUUUCGAACAGUGGCUCCUUCAGAAAUCCCCGGAUACAUGGACACUUGGUCCGAAGCAGACUCAGCCGCCUUUGAAAAAGGAUUCGCACUUUAUAACAAGGACUUUCGUCAAAUCCGCGAUACCCGACUUCGGCACAAGACAGUGGGCGAACUUGUUCACUACUACUAUUUGUGGAAAAAGACAGCUCGUCACGACGAAUUCGCUCGGGUCUAUCGUCGGGACAAACGAAAAUCCCCACAUCCCAGCAUAACUGAUUUUAUGGACUAUCUGGUACUGGAGCAAGAGGCCUCAGCAGAAUCGUAUCCUUAUACAAUGAAUAGUGAUCAGUUCCGUGUCAAUAACCAUCAUCACCAGCAUCAUCAUCAUCGCCACCACCAACACCAUCAUAUCGGUAUCUGUUCUGUGCAUAAGACAGCUCCGUCUGCGGCGACCUCCGACUGCGAAGGACACGGACGAACCGCUCCGGAAAAACUACAAACUACUGAUUCCUCAUGGCCCGCGACGGAUUCGGGUUGUCUUCCAAACGGUCCGGAUAAGAACUUCGGGACACAUAAGUUCGAGGGGAAACUGAAGACCACAGUGUACAAGAAGCCAAUCGACACUGGGGCAGUUUUGAACUACUCGUCUGCCCAUCCGAAGUCGGUAUUCACCAGUAUUGCCUCAUCAAUGUUUAGCCGCGUAAGGGACUCAGAGGCCUCAACUUGA